UAGUUUCAGACUAUAGAAUCAUUUCAAUGAGAUGAUAUAUUUAUUUAUAAUAGUUAAUUACUUUAAAUAUACAAGGGUUAUUUAUAAAGACUUUUGUUUUAAUAUAAAAGUCGUUGAUAAUUAAAUCAUAUUAGGGGGUAGUAAAUUUUGCAGUCAUCUCACCUAAGAUAAAUAAAUUGCGCAUAAUAAUAAUAAUAUGGGUUGUACAGCUAGUGUACCAGAACCAGAAGAAGAUCCAUUCCUUCAAGAUAAACGAAUUAAUGAUGCUAUUGAAAAGAGUCUUCAAUUAAAUAGACAAAAUGAAAAAAAUCAAAUGAAAUUAUUAUUACUUGGAGCUGGUGAAAGUGGUAAAUCUACUGUAUUAAAACAAAUGAAAUUAUUACAUAAAGGAGGUUUUACUCAACAAGAAAGAAAUCAAUAUAGUCAAGUUAUUUGGUGUGAUGUAAUUCAAUCAAUGAAGAUUCUUAUAAUUCAAGCUAGAAAAUUAGGUAUUCCCUUACAAUGUGAUGAAUAUAAUAGUCCACUUAUACCUUUUAAACAAAUAAUUUUAAGAGCAAAUGCAUUAGAUCAAAUUGAUACAAGUGCUGCAGGAGGUUCGAAUUUUCUAAAUGAUUAUGUUAUUAAAUAUAGUGAAAAGAAUAAGAAUAAAAGAAAAUUAAAUAGUACUGGGGUUGUAACUAGUUUCUUUGGUGAUGAUGAACCUUCUAAUAAUAAUGAAAUAGAAGAUGAAACAAAUAAUGAAACUAAUAAUAAUAAUUUUUAUGAACCAAAUAAGACAAAUAAUAAUGAUAAUAUUCGUGAACAAAUAGCUGAAGCUAUUACAAAAUUAUGGAAUAAUGAUAAAGGUAUUAGAAUAUGUUAUGAUCGAUCAAAUGAAUUUCAAUUUGAAUCAAGUGCUGAUUAUUAUUUUGAUAAUGUUCAUAAAUUUGCUGAUCCAUUUUAUUCAUGUAAUGAUUUAGAUAUUUUAAAAGGUCGAAUUAAGACAACCGGGAUUACUGAAACUAAUUUUAAUAUAAAAUCAUUUAAAUUUAAAGUUCUUGAUGCUGGAGGUCAAAGAUCAGAAAGAAAGAAAUGGAUUCAUUGUUUUGAAGAUAUAACCGCUGUCUUAUUUGUACUUGCAUUAUCAGAAUAUGAUCAAAUGUUAUUUGAAGAUGAAAGAGUUAAUAGAAUGCAUGAAGCCAUUGUAUUAUUUGAUUCAUUAUGUAAUUCAAGAUAUUUUGCUAAUACCCCCUUCAUAUUAUUUUUAAAUAAAAUUGAUAUAUUUGAAAAAAAGAUAAGAAAAUCACCUUUAAAGGAUUAUUUCCCUGAUUAUAAUGGUAAACCAGGAGAUUUUGAAGAUUCAGUAAAGUUUUUUGAAACAAAUUUUUUAAAAUUAAAUAGAACUAAUCGACCAAUUUAUGUUCAUAGAACUUGUGCAACUGAUUCAAAAUCUAUGAAUUUUGUAUUAUCUGCAGUUACUGAUAUGGUUGUUCUGCAAAAUUUAAAAAAGAGUGGUAUAAUGUAG
Molecule: messenger RNA, 1504 nt
Organism: Scheffersomyces amazonensis
Lineage: Eukaryota; Fungi; Ascomycota; Pichiomycetes; Serinales; Debaryomycetaceae
Gene: CAG1
Product: guanine nucleotide-binding protein subunit alpha
Exons: 1
Coding region: 197-1504 (435 amino acids)
Biological process (GO): G protein-coupled receptor signaling pathway
Cellular component (GO): heterotrimeric G-protein complex
Molecular function (GO): G protein-coupled receptor binding; GTP binding; G-protein beta/gamma-subunit complex binding
Source: RefSeq, a predicted model, not a curated record